AUGGCUUCUGAAGAGGAACUGGAGCGGAAUAAGCGCGCAAAGGAUCGGGCAUUGGCUAAACGUGCCUCGUACGUCGCGCGCAUUAAGGCUAUCCACGCGACGGCUUUACCGGCCAGUGAGGACGCGACCAAGGUGCCGCGGCUGCUCGCGGCAGCUGCCAAGCUGGAUAAUCUGUUGACUGCGUUCGAGAUUGAGGAUAAUGCUGUGUUCGAAGCUUAUUGUGCACUCGAUAUGUUGAGCGAGUAUACGACGGACGUUGUCGUUGAAGUGAACGAGUGGGCUUAUGAUAUCCAGUCUAUUGCUUCACGCUAUAAUGUUCAACCCGUUGCUGGGGGUGACCCUCUCGGGGAACAACCCCGCGUUUUCCGUCGACUACCUGAAAUUCCGUUACCGCGAUUCGACGGCGAUAUUCAUAAGUGGCCUGCAUUCCGUGAUCAGUUCAUCGCGGUAAUGUCUCAAUUUUCGGACAUACCCGACAUCGAGCGGUUUCAUCACUUGCGCAGCUGUAUUCAUGGAAGUGCCGCGGACGUCAUCCGUGGUAUACUGGUUUCGGGAGCCACAUUCACCGUAGCCUGGGCCGCAUUAGUAUCGCGUUACGACAAGCCGCGUUUAGUCGCGGGAUCUUUCGUCGACCAAUUAUUGCAAGUACCUGUGUCGUCCGUGGACAGUUUGUCGGACUUGAAUAAAUUUAUGUCAGUGUUCGGUGAAGGUAUUUCAGUUCUUACUGCAUUACAGGUUCCCGACUUAGGCGAUUUCAUUUUAUUUUCACUAGCAUCACGGUGCCUUUCACCGUCGUGUCGCACGCUAUUUGAGUCGGAAACGACAGGUGACUUCCCUACGGUGGAUGACUUGUUUACAUUUAUUAAAAACCGUAUUGCCAUUCUCGAGCGCGUACAGGGCGUCGCCGGUAAGCAGGCCGUGCUCGCGUCCCGUCCUAAGGACCGACCGUCUGCGCCGUCGAAGUGGUCACGUAAAGUGGAUCGACCAUCGCCGACAUCAUUAGUCUCGGCGGUGCAAGUGCCGUCGCCGUCACCGUCGCCGCACACAGUGUCGUGUCAAUACUGCAAUAAUUCACACGCGCUUAAUGCGUGCCGCAAAUUCGGUUCACUACCUGCGGACGAACGUUCGAAAUGGGCGCGUGCUCAACGUAUUUGUUUCUCAUGUCUCAGUUCCGGUCAUUGGUCCCCGAGUUGUAAGGCGCCCACCAAAUGUGCCGUUUGUUCACGUCGUCAUCAUACUUUGUUACAUUCGGCGGUUAAGGACGUUGCGGCGUCAUCGGAGGCGGAGACAGCUGCCGUCCCCACAUCGCUAUUAUCUGGACUCGGGUCGCCGUCCGUUGUGCUUGGCACGGCGUUGGUACACAUCCGUGAUCGCUCUGGAAGUUUCCAAGUAGCCCGUGCGCUGAUUGACUCCGCGUCACAAAUAAACGCGAUUUCACUGUCAUGCGCGAAGCGUCUAGGUCUUCGUUGGUCAUCUUGGUCGGCACCAAUUUCGGGUUUAGCUGGCGUGCCGGUAGUCACGGUGCAAGGACGAGUCGAUUGCCAUGUUGUGCCGCGCUACGCGUCCGAUCCGGUUUUAGCGUUCGAGUCAUGGGUUCUGCCGUCUAUAACCGGUGACCUCCCGCGGCAUUCGUUGGAACCGUCUGUACGGGAUAAGUUUUCGCACUUGGCGUUGGCGGACCCGGAUUUCCAUAUCGCCGCACCGGUUGAUCUAUUAUUAGGCGCAGACCUGUUUCCAUCCAUUAUUGACGGGCGGCAAGUUGUUGUGAAUAAGUCGUUGCCCGCCGCGUUCAGUUCAUGUUUCGGGUGGAUUCUUAUUGGUUCGGUGUCGCCGUCGGAUAUAUCGACCCCGCAAACCACCGCCGUAUCCCUACUCACGUCUGUGGAACAACUAAUCGACCGUUUUUGGCACAUCGAGGAGCCCGACGUAGCACCGCUGAAGUUCACCGACGCCGGCAAAUGCGAAGCCGUAUUUCGUGAUAAUGUUGUCCGUGACGGGUCCGGCCGUUUUUCGGUUCCAUUGCCGUUCCGUGUGCCGUUGCAUGAUAAUUUAUUUCCCGGGUCUCGGGCGGUCGCGGCCAAACGGUUCGAUCAUCUCGAGCGGAAGCUAAGCACGAACGAUCAAAUGCGCACUAAGUACAACAAUUUUAUGUCGGAAUAUUUGUCACUCGGACACAUGUCAGUGGCGUCCACUCCUGGCCGGUAUUUUAUUCCGCAUCAUGCCGUGUGUGGCGCCGAUGAAAAAUUCCGCGUAGUGUUCGACGCGUCCGCUUCGGUCGCCGAUGGCUCGUCACUAAAUUCAUCGUUAUUCCCGGGCCCAAAGUUACAGCAGGACAUCGUAGAUGUGCUCACGCGCUUUCGCUUGUUUCGUCAUGCAUUUACCACCGAUAUUUUGGACGACGCGCUCAGUAUUCAAGUAGAACUCACGGCUGUCCUUAACGGCGCGGGUUUUGAAUUGCGAAAAUGGGCUAGCAAUACCGCAGCGGUCGUGCAUGCUGUUCCGGAAGAAUUCCGAGUGAUUAAAUCUACAACGUUUGCCGGUGAUGAGGGUGGUGACACGAAGGUCCUCGGUUUGUCCUGGCAUACCGGUGGCGAUUAUUUCGGAUGUGAAGCUCACCUCGACUCGGCCGCGGUAUUUACCAAACGUGGUAUAUUGUCACUUACUGCACGUUUCUUCGAUCCGUUAGGCUUAUUCGCGCCAUCAAUUUUCCUUGCCAAGCACAUAAUGCAACGCACCUGGCAGUCCAAUUGUACGUGGGACCAGCGUUUGCCUACCGAGAUUCACUCAGAUUGGUCGCGGUUCGUCGACGAAUUGCCCGCGCUAGCCUCCGUGCGUGUUCCGCGUUAUUUCAAUACAACCGCUGGAGCUCAGUGUUCGUUGUAUGGAUUUUGCGACGCGUCGCAACGCGGCUAUGCCGCGGUAGUGUUUUUGCGUAUCCAUGACGCCCCUCGCGCGUCGUCAGUCAUGUUGGUCGGUUCCAAGACCAAGUUAGCGCCGCUCAAACCGUUAUCGAUUCCUAGGCUCGAGCUGAACGCCGCCGUGUUAUUGUCGCGCUGGAUGAGCCGAAUAUUUUUAUUAUUAAAUACGCACAUCGAUAUCGUUGACAUGUGUUCCUGGACGGAUUCCUCGAUUGUAUUGUCAUGGUUAACUGUGCCCCAUGACACGUUCAAGCAAUAUGUAUCAAACCGUGUGCACCAGGUGCGGACGUUGUUGCCGAGUUGUCAAUGGCGUCACGUCAGUUCGGAGAUGAACCCGGCGGACUGUGCGUCCCGUGGGUUGAUGCCGUCUGAGUUGCCGCACCAUCAGUUAUAUUGGCAGGGCCCGGCCUUUCUCCGUGACCCUCCACAGGAAUGGGGGAGUGACAUUGCGCGUUUGCCCGUUGCGGAACUGCCUGAGGUUAAAUCAAUGUCACCUGCAGUUUGUUUAGCUGCCCCCACGGUCGAAUGGUUCACGCGUUUCUCGUCUUACGACGCACUUAUACGUGUAGUCGCGCGUGUGCGCCGGUUUAUUAAUAUUUGUCGUCGACGUCCUGUCGAGAAAUCGAAUGCGCUUACUCGAGCGGAGCUCGACGGGGCAACUCGCGCGGUAAUUGCCGCGUCUCAACGUGUCACAUUUCCGACAUUAGUCAGCGACUUGCGAAGAUUACGUCACUUAGCAUCCAAGCCGUUGGCACGAUUGUGCCCUUUUGUCGAUUCCGAAGGUAUAAUCCGCGUCGGUGGACGCUUACGUCAUUCAGAGUUACCGUACGAUGGUCGACAUCCAAUUUUGUUAGCAAAAGGGUCAUACCUCGCGCUGCUAGUGUGCCGUCACUGGCACAAAAUCACUGGUCACUCUGGACCACGGGUAAUGACCUCCUUGAUACAUCGGCAGUAUUGGAUUGUGUCGCUGCGUGCCGUUAUUCAUUCAGUCGUUAGUCAAUGCACACGGUGCGUGCGUCUCCGCGCGUCCGUCCCUACGCCGGUCAUGGCGGAUUUACCAGAAUCGCGGGUCUUGCAAUGUCGCCCGUUCUCCUGCGUCGGUGUCGACUACGCCGGGCCUAUACCUAUGCGUGACAACAAAUUACGAAAAUCUCGGACGUACAAGGCAUAUAUAGCCGUCUUCGUAUGUAUGAGCGUCAAAGCCGUCCAUCUGGAACUUGUAUCAGAUUUGUCCACUCCGGCUUUUCUCGCCGGCUUCGACAGGUUCGUCGCUCGGCGUGGCCUGCCUACGACAGUUUAUUCCGACUGUGGGACAAAUUUUGUUGGGGCCGACAGACAACUGCGUCAGCUGAUUAAUAGCGCCGCCGCACAAUCGAUCAUUACGUCGGGGAGGCCCUACUGCGACUGGAAGUUUAAUCCCCCCAGCGCACCACAUUUUGGGGGGUUGUGGGAGGCCGCAGUCCGCUUGGCUAAGCGCCUAUUGGUCCGAAUCAUGGGUGCCCACGUCUUCACUUAUGAAGAAUUUACAACCGUAGUGUGUUGA
Molecule: messenger RNA, 4461 nt
Organism: Acyrthosiphon pisum (pea aphid)
Lineage: Eukaryota; Metazoa; Arthropoda; Insecta; Hemiptera; Aphididae
Exons: 2
Coding region: 1-4461 (1486 amino acids)
Molecular function (GO): nucleic acid binding
Source: RefSeq, a predicted model, not a curated record